Babesia bigemina is the source of this 735-nucleotide messenger RNA. RefSeq names its product 40S ribosomal protein S6, putative. Gene Ontology annotation, molecular function: structural constituent of ribosome. The record is from RefSeq and is a predicted model, not a curated record. Gene Ontology annotation, biological process: translation. Lineage: Eukaryota; Apicomplexa; Aconoidasida; Piroplasmida; Babesiidae. Gene Ontology annotation, cellular component: ribosome. Bases 1 to 735 code for a protein of 244 amino acids. The transcript has a single exon.
AUGAAGCUCAACCUCGCGAACCCGUACACGGGUAUGCAAAAGACCGUGGAGGUCGACGAUGAAAAGCGCUUGCUCCCCUUUUUCGAGAAGCGUAUGGGAGCCGAGGUGCCCGGCGAUUCGCUCGGGGACGAGUUCAAGGGCUACGUCUUCAAAAUAUCGGGUGGUAACGACAAGCAGGGUUUUCCCAUGAUGCAGGGUGUUCUCACCGCCAGCCGUGUGAGGCUUCUGCUCAAGAAGGGUAUGAAGUGCUACCGUCCGCGCAGGACCGGUGAAAUGCGCCGCAAAUCCGUCCGCGGCUGCAUCGCCUCACCCGACCUCUCCAUCCUCAACCUCGUUGUCGUGAAAAAGGGCCCCCAGGAAAUCGCCGGACUCACUGACGAGGACAGGCCACGCCGUCUCGGUCCCAAGAGGGCUUCCAAGAUCCGCAGGCUGUUCAACCUCGGCCCCGAGGACGAUGUCCGCAAGUACGUCAUCAGGCGCAAGAUCGAGGGCCGCAACAAGACCAGGGCCCCCAAGAUCCAGAGGCUCGUCACUCCUCAGAGGAUCCAGAGGAAGCAGAGGCGCGUUGCCCUCAGGGUAGCGAAGGAGAAGGCCUCCCGCGAAUCCCUCAAGGCCUACUUCAAGAUGAUGGAGGAGUACAAGGCCUCCAAGGCCCCCGCCACUGAGGCCGAAGCCGCCGAGGUUGCCACCCGCAAGGGUAAGAAGGGAAAGAAGGUACAGAGCGCUGAACAGUGA